CACGAGAUGAUCAUGUUCAAUGCGUCUCUUUUUCCAAGUGAUUUUAAUAUUACAGCACUCGUCAUUUUUCCCAAUUGGUCAUCCCCCGAAAAUAGCACUUUUCAUUCUCUAGAAAAUUCUUUGAAAGUUUGAACACAAAAGGACGUACCUUGUCUGAUUGGUACUUCUCACUUCACGUUGAAUUCCAACGCAAAAAUGAAAACCAGCGAAGGACCUGUCAUCAUGGCUUUCCCAUAGUGCUUUGCGACCUGGUACAUUUUUGCUUCUUCCGGUUCUUCGUUUUCUGACGAUGUCAUCGAGACCUCGUGAAGAUUUGGAUAGCCUGUCUCCAGCCAGCAAGAAACUUCGACUUGACCCCGAGUCCCAGGUGCUAGCGGAACAGUCCAAUAAUUCGGUAGCUUCAUCAGAGAGAGGAGCCAUGGCUAAGAAUGGGACUGAUGGCAUCGAUGAGAGCUUGUAUUCCAGACAGCUCUACGUGCUGGGUCAUGAUGCCAUGAAGCGCAUGAAUCGUUCCGAUGUGCUCAUCUCGGGCAUGGGUGGGCUGGGAAUCGAGAUCGCCAAAAACGUCGUCCUUGGGGGUGUGAAAUCUGUCACCAUUCAUGACGAGGGAAAUGUCACAAUAGAGAACUUAGCAUCGCAGUUUUUCUUCACGGAAGCCGAUGUGGGCAAAAAUCGUGCGUUAGUGACAGAACCCAAAUUGGCUGAGCUCAACACGUACGUGCCCGUCAAGGCAGAGACCAAACCUCUCUCAGAGGAACUCAUCGGCAAAUUCACUGUGGUAGUGUUGACCAAUAGCAGCCUGGAGGCCCAGCUCAAGAUUGGAGACUUCUGUCACUCCCGAGGCAUCCACCUGAUCGUGGCCGACACCAGGGGCCUCUUUGGCCAGAUCUUCUGUGACUUUGGCCCGGAUUUCACCGUGAUCGACACAAAUGGGGAGGAGCCACUGAGUGUCAUGGUUGCAGCAAUUACCAAGGAGGAGGAUGCAGUGGUGACAUGCCUAGAUGAGAACCGUCACGGCUUUGAGUCGGGAGAUUACAUCAGCUUUACAGAAAUCCAGGGUAUGGCAGAACUGAACUACACUGACCCUAGGAAGAUCAAGGUCCUGGGCCCCUACACGUUCAGCAUCGGUAACACCGAAGGGUUGUCAGACUACGUCAGGGGCGGCAUCGCCAAACAAGUCAAGAUGCCCGAAAAAGUCCCCUUUAAAUCCCUCCGUCAGUCUCUGGCCGAGCCAGAACACGUCAUUACCGACUUUGCCAAGUUUGACCGGCCGGGCCAGCUGCAUAUAGGAUGGCAGGCCAUUCACAAGUUUGAGAAGGAUUAUGGCACACUACCUCGUCCUAGAAACAAAGAUGAUGCAGCUAAAGUAUUAGCCAUUGCUAAAGAGAUCAACAGCCAGGCCACCGAUGCCACCAAGCAAGAAGAGCUAGACGAGAAACUCAUGUCCCACCUGGCCAGUAACGCUACGGGAGACCUCUGCCCUAUGCAGGCAUUCAUUGGUGGAAUCACCGCCCAGGAGGUCAUGAAGGCCUGCAGUGGUAAAUUCAUGCCCAUUCGUCAGUGGCUGUACUUUGACGCUUUGGAAUGCUUACAAGAGGACGACCCCGAAGGCUUGACAGAAGAAGACUGUAAGAAGACUGGUAGCCGAUACGACGCCCAGGUGGCCGUCUUCGGCUCAGCCUUCCAACAGAAACUGAGUCAGCUCAAGUACUUCAUGGUGGGCGCGGGAGCCAUCGGCUGUGAGCUACUCAAGAACUUUGCCAUGAUGGGGGUGUGCUGCAGCCCCCAGGGCAAACUCACCUUGACCGACAUGGACAUCAUUGAGAAGUCCAACCUGAACAGGCAGUUCCUGUUCCGACCGGCGGACGUGCAGAGCCCCAAGUCCAACACAGCCGGCAAGGCAGCCAAACAGAUGAACCCAGCACUUAACAUAGUUGCCCACCUGAAUCGCGUAGGACCCGAGACGGAGAACGUCUACAACGAUGACUUCUUUGAGGGUCUGGACGGUGUGGCUAAUGCCUUGGACAAUGUAGAUGCACGUAUGUACAUGGAUCGGCGCUGCGUGUACUACCGCAAGUCCCUGCUGGAGUCUGGCACCCUAGGCACCAAGGGCAACGUGCAGGUGGUCCUCCCGUUCCUCACCGAGUCCUACUCCUCCUCCCAGGAUCCUCCCGAGAGGUCCAUCCCCAUCUGUACCCUCAAGAACUUCCCCAACGCCAUCGAGCACACCAUCCAGUGGGCCAGGGAUGAGUUUGAAGGACUGUUCAGGAACCCUGCCGAGAACGUCCAACAGUACAUGAGUGAUCCCAGAUUCAUGGAGAGAACAAUGAAGCUACCAGGGAUGCAACCGUUUGAGACCCUGCAUAGCCUGAAGACCUUCCUUGUGGACGACAGACCUGCAAACUUUGACGACUGCAUCGCCUUUGCCAGGAUCCGAUUUGAGUCCAUGUACACCAACCAAAUCAAACAGCUACUAUUCAAUUUCCCCCAGGACCAGGUUACAUCAUCUGGUGCGCCUUUCUGGUCUGGUCCCAAGAGGUGUCCCCAUCCCCUAGUCUUUGACCCAUCGGAUCCUGCACAUAUGGACUACCUCCUGGCGGCUGCCAAUCUGCAGGCUGAAACCUACGGCCUGCCUCAGAACAGAGACACGGCCUACAUACGCAAGGUGGUGGAGGCUGUCAAGGUUCCCCAAUUUGUACCGAGGUCUGGUGUCAAGAUUGAUGUGACUGACUCAGAGGCCCAAGCCUCGGCCCAACAUUCAGCCGAUGACGCUGAGCUGCAGGCGGUUAUCAAAGCCUUGCCGUCGCCACAAAGCCUCAAAGAGUUGAAGAUUACACCCAUAGAUUUUGAAAAGGAUGACGAUACCAAUCUGCACAUGGAUUUCAUAGUGGGUGCAUCUAACUUCAGAGCUGAGAACUACGACAUUGCACCGGCAGAUAAACACAAGCUAAUAAAAUUUUUGCGUACUUUUUUGAAGACCAAGUUGAUCGCCGGUAAGAUCAUCCCAGCCAUUGCCACCACCACCUCCGUCGUGGCCGGCCUGGUGUGCCUGGAGCUCUACAAGAUGGCCAACGGCAACAAGAAGCUGGAAUCGUACAAGAACGGCUUCAUCAACCUGGCUCUGCCGUUCUUUGGUUUCUCCGAGCCCAUCCAGGCCUCCAAACAGAAGUAUAACGAAAUUGAGUUCUCGCUGUGGGAUCGCAUUGAGGUUCAGGGUCUAAAGGCAGACGGCAGCGAGAUGACGCUCAGUGCGUUCCUGGAUUACUUCCAGAAGGAUCUCAAGCUGGAGAUCACCAUGAUGUCCCAGGGUGUCUGCAUGCUGUAUUCCUUCUUCAUGAACCAGGCUAAACUCAAGGAACGCCUGACCUACACGAUAUCAGAAGUUGUCACCAAGGUAUCCAAAAAGAAGAUCCCCAAACACGUCCGGCACCUGGUCCUGGAACUGUGCUGUAACGCCGCCGACGGUGAGGAUGUGGAGGUGCCGUAUAUACGCUACACGUUCCGCUGAGUCAGGAUACCAGACCGGAGUCUUACACAGCAGCCAUCUUUUGUUUUUGACACGAGUGUCUAUGAUGUUCAUAGUGAGGGUAACGUUACAAAUAGUCUGGUGCCUCUCAUGAACGUCAAAAAACAAAAUCGGUGGCAAUGUGUGACUAUCCAUACGGUUGCAGACUAGUAAAUAAACUGCCAUAGACCCUGGUGAUAAAAUAUUUUCAAAAAAAUUCAUUAAAAAAUACUCGCAAAUUUCCAAGGUGUUUGAGUCACACAUCAACUUGAAGCUUAUUUCAUCAUUGUUCAUUUUAUUUCAGUUUUGUUGGGGGGGCUAACUAAUGUCUAUUGGGAGAAAAUUCCAUCCAAAGAUGAUCACCCCUAAAAGUAGUCCUGAAGCACAUCACCAUUUUGAAAAAUGGUGCCUGGGCUCCAUUGCAAAAUAGUGCAAUUGUAGGGCCCAAAUUCGUCCAACUUUCACAGAAAUACGAGCUCGCAGUCCUGUGCACGGCUCCCACCUUUUUUUUUGUACAAUACUCCAAGUUCAUGGCCAACAAAAUGCUCAAAUACCGGAGAAUUUGAGGGAAUGCAAAUCGUGAUUUGGCCGGCGUAGGCAACAUGGGGCCUAUUUACUGGUCUGCAACCAUAGGUAGCAUUUACAAAGAAAUAUUGAUCGUUUCAUAUUGAAGUAGCUUUGGGCUUGAUAUCAUGGCACUUGUACAGAGUCAGGGGAAAAAAAAUUGUGAGAUAAGCAUAUCAGUGCAAGCAGAGUGAAAAUAAUGCCCCUUGUGAGCAAGUUUACUUAGUAAUACUUGCUUUUCAUGCGAGAUUUCAAAAAUCUCUAAAUAUUGUUUAUUAACUGUAAAACGUUUUACUCAUAAAGUAAUAUCGGUAUUGGUAAGUAUGCAACGUUUGUAAGAAUGCUACGUUUACAUGUACAUUAACCUGGCAGCAAGCAGUUAAAUAUUUUUUUUUAUUGACAUUUUUGUGCAAGCCAUUCGGUCUGUUAUUUACAUUCAGGAAUCGGUGAGCGUGAGAGAGAUGUCACCUUUAGCGCACAGAUUGUAAAACGUUUCAAUGUGAGCGAUGUGAACAAAGCAGCUUUUGAAUUCUCUGCUCAUAUUGUAAUAAGGCCAUUGUAUGUCAAUCGCAGAUCGUAACGCAAGUCGGUCACAGAUCAUAUCACAAGUCAAUCGCAAGUCGAUCGCAGACCACAUCGCAAGUCAGUCACGGACCACAGUGCAAAUCAAUCACAGAUCACAACGCAAGUCAACCACGGACCACAGCGCAAGUCAAUCACAGACGCCAGCGCAAGUCAAUCGCUUAUAACAACGCAAGUCAAUCACAUCACAAGACGGUCACAAAUCACAUCGCAACUUGGUCACAGAUUGCAUAGCAGGUCAAUCACAGAUCGCAACACAAGUCAAUGGCAAAGCACAUUGUAAGUCAAUCACAGAUCACAGUGCAGGUCAAUAGCAGAUCACAACGCAAUUCAAUCACAGAUCACAUCGCAAUUUAAUCGCAGAUCACAACGCAAUUCAAUCGCAUAUCACAUCACAAGCGCUCACAGAUCACAUCAUAACUUGGUCACAGAUUACAUAGCAAGUCAAUCACAGAUCGCAUCGCAAGUCUAUCACAAGUCAGAUUGCAACUCCAGUCUCAAGUGAAGGGACAAUCUUAAUGGCUGUGACAAAUUCAUUCCUCUGUCAUCGUUAGGCC
Patiria miniata (bat star) is the source of this 5208-nucleotide messenger RNA. RefSeq names its product ubiquitin-like modifier-activating enzyme 1 (gene uba1). Gene Ontology annotation, molecular function: ubiquitin activating enzyme activity. The transcript is spliced from 23 exons. The record is from RefSeq and is a predicted model, not a curated record. The coding region runs from base 290 to 3508 and encodes 1072 amino acids. NCBI's taxonomy places the organism in Eukaryota, Metazoa, Echinodermata, Asteroidea, Valvatida, Asterinidae. Gene Ontology annotation, cellular component: nucleus; cytoplasm. Gene Ontology annotation, biological process: ubiquitin-dependent protein catabolic process; protein ubiquitination; DNA damage response.